Molecule: messenger RNA, 1401 nt
Organism: Eucalyptus grandis
Lineage: Eukaryota; Viridiplantae; Streptophyta; Magnoliopsida; Myrtales; Myrtaceae
Product: adenosylhomocysteinase 1
Exons: 2
Coding region: 1-1401 (466 amino acids)
Biological process (GO): L-methionine cycle
Cellular component (GO): cytosol
Molecular function (GO): adenosylhomocysteinase activity
Source: RefSeq, a predicted model, not a curated record
AUGGCGUUGCCAGUGGAGAGAACCACAUGCAGCUGCCAGAACAAGGUCAAGGACAUGUCGCAGGCCGACUUCGGCCGCCACGAGAUCGAGCUCGUGGAGGUCCAAAUGCUGGCGCUCAUGUCCUGCCGCUCCGUGUUCGGCCCCUUGCAGCCCCUCCAGGGUGCGAGGAUCACCGGCUCCCUCCACAUGACCUCCCAGACCGCCGUCCUCAUUGAGACCCUCACCGCCCUCGGUGCCGAGGUCCGCUGGUGCUCGUGCAACAUCUUCUCCACCCAGGACCACGCGGCGGCAGCCAUCGCUCGUGACUCCGCUGCCGUCUUUGCCUGGAAGGGUGAGACCCUGCAGGGGUACUGGUGGUGCAUCGAGCGGGCCCUUGACUGGGGCUCCGGCGGCGGCCCCGACCUGAUCAUCAGCGAUGGGGGCGACGCUAUCCUCCUUAUCCACGUGGGCGUCAAGGCGGAGGAGGCCUACGAGAACACCGGGAGUCUCCCCGACCCAGCGUCCACCGAAAGCCCGGAGUUGCAGAUCGUGCUGACCAUAAUCAGGGACGGGUUGGAGACCGAUCCGAAGAGGUACCACAAGAUGAAGGAGAGACUCGUCGGAGUCUCCGAGGCCACCGCCACUGCUGUCGAGAGGUUGUACCGGAUGCAGGCCAAUGGGACUCUCUUAUUCCCCGUUAUUAAUGUCAGAGACACUGUCGCCAAGGCCAAGUUUCAAAACUUGUGCGGUUGCCGCCCCUCUGGGCCUGACGGUCUACUGAUGGCCACCGACGUCGAGAUCGCUGGGAAAGUUGCUGUGGUCUGUGGAUACGGAGACGUGGGCAAGGACUGCGCCACUGCCCUCAGGAAGUCCGGUGCUUGUGUCAUCGUGACCGAGAUCGAUCCCAUCCGGGCUCUCCAAGCUCUCAUGGAAGGCAUCCCGGUCCUAACCCUCGAGGAUGUUGUCUCCGAGGCCGACAUCUUUGCUGUCACUGCCGGCGGCAGCAAGGGCAUCAUCACGGUCGACCACAUGAGGAAGAUGAAGAACAACGCCAUCAUCUGCAACAUCGGUCCCUUCAAUAACGCUAUUGACAUGUCCGGCCUCGAGACCUUCCCAGGCGUGAAGCGCGUCACCUUCAAUCCUCAGACGGACAGGUGGGUCUUCCCCGACACCGAGUCGGGCGUCAUUGUCUUGGCGGAGGGACGCCUCGUGAACUUGGGCCACCCUAGCUCGGUGAUUUCCUCCUGCACCUUCACGAACCAGGUAAUGGCGCAGCUGGAGCUGUGGGUGGAAAGGGACACCGGCAAGUAUGAGAAGAAGGUCUACGCCAUGCCCAAGCACCUGGACGAGAAGGUGGCCAGUCUUCACCUCGCCAAGCUCGGCGGUAAGCUCACCAAGCUUAGCAAGGAGCAUGCCGACUAG